UCGAACCCCGAUUCACCGCCAAGUGGGGAAAAGCAAAAGCCCUUUUCGCGCGCAACCAACCUGUCACCGGCAGCAUCGCCUCCUCCCCCCCGUUCUUUCUCCUGCCCUUAGGCACAUACUCCCAAUACACAUAUUCAAAUGGCGGAAGCACUCGCAGACAAGCUCAAGGCGACGAACCUGAGCGAUGGCGCCGCGUCAGAAGACUGGAAGAAGAGCUUGAAGCUGCCUGCCAAGGACAACAGACAACAAACCGAGGAUGUCACAAACACCAAGGGUCUGGAGUUUGAAAAUUUCCAAUUGAAGAGAGACUUGUUGAUGGGUAUUUUCGAGGCUGGAUUCGAGAAGCCGUCGCCAAUUCAGGAAGAAGCCAUCCCCGUUGCCUUGACCGGACGUGAUAUCCUCGCUCGCGCCAAGAACGGUACCGGCAAGACCGCCGCCUUCGUCAUCCCCGCCCUCGAAAAGAUCAACCCCAAGGUUUCCAAGAUCCAAGCCCUCAUCCUCGUCCCCACCCGUGAGCUCGCCAUGCAAACAUCACAGGUCUGCAAAACUCUCGGUAAACACCUCGGUAUUAACGUCAUGGUCACCACCGGAGGCACCGGUCUUCGCGACGAUAUUAUCCGUCUCCAGGAUCCCGUCCACAUCGUUGUCGGUACCCCUGGCAGAAUCCUCGAUCUUGCCGGCAAGAACGUUGCCGACCUCAGCGAAUGCUCCAUGUUCAUCAUGGAUGAGGCUGACAAGCUUCUCUCCAUCGAGUUCACACCCGUUAUCGAGCAACUCCUCCAGUUCCACCCCAAGGACCGUCAGGUUAUGCUCUUCUCCGCCACCUUCCCACUUUCCGUCAAAGACUUCUCCGACAAAAACAUGGUCAGCCCCUACGAGAUCAACCUCAUGGACGAGCUCACCCUCCGCGGCAUCACCCAAUACUACGCCUUUGUCGAGGAGAAACAAAAGGUUCACUGCCUAAACACCCUCUUCUCCAAGCUGCAAAUCAACCAGUCCAUCAUCUUCUGCAACUCGACCAACCGAGUCGAGCUGCUGGCCAAAAAGAUCACCGAGCUGGGCUACUCUUGCUUCUACAGUCACGCCAAGAUGGCCCAGCAGGCGAGAAAUCGUGUCUUCCACGACUUCCGCAACGGUGUCUGCAGAAACCUCGUCUGCUCCGACCUCCUCACCCGUGGUAUCGACAUCCAGGCCGUCAACGUCGUCAUCAACUUUGACUUCCCCAAGAACGCCGAGACGUACCUGCAUCGCAUUGGUCGAUCCGGUCGUUACGGCCACUUGGGUCUGGCCAUCAACCUGAUCAACUGGGACGAUAGGUUCAACCUAUACAACAUUGAGAAGGAUCUUGGAACCGAGAUCCAGCCCAUUCCCGCCAGCAUCGACAAGUCCCUCUACGUCUACGAGAACCCCGAGUCCAUCCCGAGGCCGGUGUCCAACUUCAAGACUAGCCAGCCCGGUCGGGGGGAGCAGCAGCAACAGCAACAACAGCAACAGCAGCAGCCCGUGCAGGGUCAACAGCCCCUUCUCCAGGGCGGCCCGGCCCCUGGCAACUGGCAGACCCAGCAGCCCCAGCAGAGCAACCAGCAGAACGGUUAUCAGGGCGGCGGCAGAGGCCGUGGACGUGGCCGUGGCGGCUACCGUGGUCAGAACCGCGGCGGCUACGGCGGCGGUGGUCGGGGACGCAGCCAAGGCCAGGGUCACCCCCAGCCCCAAGGACAAAUGUCCUAGGGCCGCUCACUCAUCUCCUCUUUAUAGAAAGGCGUUCUGGCGUAAGCAUCGCGGUGGAACACGCGACUGCGUCUUCUUUGGAUUGUACAUAGUUCCCAUCUUUC
Molecule: messenger RNA, 1832 nt
Organism: Colletotrichum navitas
Lineage: Eukaryota; Fungi; Ascomycota; Sordariomycetes; Glomerellales; Glomerellaceae
Product: P-loop containing nucleoside triphosphate hydrolase protein
Exons: 3
Coding region: 139-1728 (529 amino acids)
Biological process (GO): P-body assembly; negative regulation of translation; cytoplasmic stress granule assembly
Cellular component (GO): P-body; cytoplasmic stress granule
Molecular function (GO): mRNA binding; RNA helicase activity; ATP binding
Source: RefSeq, a predicted model, not a curated record